GUGCUAAGCGAGCGCGGCUCUGCCGGAGCGCUGCAGGAAGUUUGUCCCUCCCGCGCCGCCGUAGCAGAUUUGUUGUUGUUGCAGCCUCGCAGCUCCAUUCAACUUAGCUUACUGGAUCAUUUUUUGAAGCGUAUUAACUGCGUUUUUAAAGGUUAUCCUGGUUAUUAUUAUUAAUUAUUAAUUUAAUUUGUAUCAUAUAAAUGUGUAUUUUUUUAUAUGGCGUUAUAGUCAGCUAAGUUAUAGUAGCUUUUGUGAUAGGGUGCAGCAUGAGGCUAUUAAUAAUGAGGCUGUGUGUUCUUAAUGGAGCCAGUGGAUCAUGUCUCUGAUCCUGUUCGCCUUUCUGGUCCGGGUCAGGGAUGGACUCCCCCUGUCAGCCUCCACAGACUUUGAACACAACCGAGAGCUCCAGGAGAGGAAGCAGCAGCUCAAAACAAUCAGCAAGUCUCUGGCCCGCUUGCCUGAUCGAGCCACCAUUAAGGGCCAGCAACUCAACAUAUACUUCGUCUCCUCAGAGGGUGUAUCCUACAUGAGCGUGUGCCACAGCAGCAUCCCUGUUGCUAAAGCCUUCUGCUUCCUGGAAGAUCUGCGGUGGGAGUUCACAGCAUGCUUCAACAGCACCGCCGUUGCUUUGGCAGCCAGGCCAUAUCCAUUUUUGGAAUUUGACAGCACUAUUCAAAAGCUGAAGCAGCAGUACAACCACCGGCAUGGUCCGGCACUAGAGGUGACGCUGGCAGAAGUCCAGGAUGAUCUGAGGAUCCAUCCACCUCAAGUAAUAGAUUUGGAUGAAGUGGAGCUCACCAAUGGCAUUGCAAAUGGGCACAUGGAGCAAGGUCCUGCAUCAGUAGGUCAGAAUCAGAGGCUUGAGCAAGUAACAGCACCAGGCAUCCUCUCUCUCGUCCUUAAUAUCCUGUGUGCAUCUUUGAAUGUGAUUCGCGGGGUGCACCUCAUAGAGUACACAUUCCAGGAUGAUCAUGAUGGGAUUUGGAAUGUUGUGUCGUUUCUUCUGGCUUUUGUCUGCUGUGCUUUCCAGUGCCACCUUUACCUGUUCCACUCAUCUCGUAAGAAACUGAAAGCCUUCGUUCUCUUGAGCAUCAUCAUCCUAUGCAACUUGUACCUGUUCGGCCCGAGGAACAUGUGGCAGCUCAUCUUCCACAUUUCCGUCGCCUCUUUUUCCACCUUUCUCAUCAUCACGCGCAAACUCCUAGACAGACCCAAUGACUGUGGGGUCUGAGGAGCUCUGGACUGUCAUUUGGCACCACUCCAGUGUUCAAGCGGGAACAUCAGGGAAUCAAAAGGAUUAAUGCAGAGACGUAAUGAAGAUUUCAUGUGGAUUUUUAACUAAAGCAACAACAACCAGAUCAAAAGACAUUUGCAAAUUUUGUGUCCCCCUGGAAAUUUCGUCCGACUUCAUACUUUCUUACAUACAUUAAAUACUUGCACUUUUUGUAAACUGUUUUCAAACCGAGAAGGAGAAUACCGUGAGAUAUACGGAGUCUUAAAAUGCUUGGUUAUCCUCAAACUUGGAAGAGGAAGAAACCCCAAGUUUUCAUGGAGAUGAAGGAGUUUUCCAGUCAGAAUUGCUGACCAAAGUUUUUCACACAGAGACAGUUUUGCAAGUGUCUUAUGUGUUCAGGCUACUUGUGAUUGAUUCUUAUUCCUAAGUCUCGGGCUCAUGCUCAAGCUUGAGCUUUUUUCGGUUUUCACAAGCCAUUGAUUAAGUUGUCAUGAUCAGUUUACAGCGUGACAAUUUGUGAUUGAAGAAAUGGAUUUAACUCUACUUUUAAGAUAGGAAAACAUCUUUUUAAAAAUUAUGACAUCGCAUUGGUAGGAGUCUUAUACAUAAAUGCUUAAGUGUAGUUUGUAUUAAUGUUUUAGUGAAACUGAAGGGAAGUGGGUAUAACUGCUUUUUAGAUUUGCCCAAAUUAGCUUCGAUUUAGCUGACUGGAGAAACAUAAUUUAUAUGAGUUUGCUGCAAAGUUGUGGCUUGUUUUAUGCCUUAUUGCUUGACAAAGCAAACAUAGUCUCAUGCUUUGGUUUAUUCAGUCACAUCGUUUUAUAGAUGGCAUUAUUUAAAGUUGGGUAGGAGAUCUUGAAAAAACAGUGAUGUUGGCCUCAUACUUGAGGAUUUUAUGAGCAAUUUCAAGAUUGCAGACAAAUUUCUGCUGUUGGGAGCAACUCGUGAGAAGUCUUGCUUGAGUUGAGGCAUGUUUCCAGUGAUCUCAGGUGGCAUUUAGAGCAAACCGAGGCAGGUUUUACGAUAAAAGCAAACAUGUCUCUAGUCUUGCCAACUGUGCCAUCCCAUGAUGCAGUUUGAGUCAGCUACCAAUUACGAGCGUUGUCCUUUGAUUUACAGAAGUAAUUUGGUUGUAGUCAUGUAAAUGGUGAGUUCACAAAGCUCCCAGUCUUAAAUCUGCGACUAAGAACUCUGGGUUUAUAGUUUUAGAUGUGACAGGGUUUCAGAUAGUUUUUUUUAAAGUUCUUGCAAAGUCAUCUAAAGUUUAGUUGCAAGAGUUAAAAAGACGAACAAUUAAACAUGACAACUGCCUCCCUUCACAAGCACAUGAAAAGGUCUAAUGACUUUGCUUGAGUCCGUCUUAAUGAUUGGUACAUGUUUUAGAGGUUUUAAUUUAAUUAAUAAUUUUUUUGUUAUGAUGAGAGAGCAUUUACUUAAUCGCAUGCAAUCUGUGUGUUAAGUAAAUUUCAGGUAAUAUAGCAAAAAGUGGUUGAGGAAAAAAAAUCUCCUACCCAACCUUUAAUGAUUUCACAGUCAUUUGGAGACGAUAUUCCUCAUGAAGGUAAUGAUUUGUCAUGUAAGUUAUGCUCAGGCUUGUUAUUUUUUUUAUUUUUUGCAUUACAUCUUCAAAUAGACAAUUUUCUAAUAUAUAUAAACAGUUUUAUUAAGUAAAGAAGUCUUUUUCUGCUGCUCUCUGCAUUGUUAAAAUGCAAACAAAUGGUAAGGGUAUGAAAGCACUGAUUUCAUGGUUAAAAAUUGUAAUUUGUUGAAAAAACUGCACUAAUGGUAAGAUUUUUUUUCACAAGAUUUAUUUUAAUUGUUUUAUGAAUGUGUUGCAUAUUGGUUUUAGCUGAAAGCAUAUUUAUAUCAUGAGCUCUUUUUAAAACAAUCUUUCUUUCUUCUGGUUUCACACCACCAUUUCCUUUUUGUAGUCCUCGGAUGAAUGCAAACUCAGAAAACUAGUUUUCCUACGUUGUAGCUACAUAAGCUACAUAAGUGAACAAAGUAUUGUUUAGGUGAUUUUUUUACAAUCUUGUUUAUAAUGUCCGAACGUUGGUUCCACCAAGUUCUCGGGUCCGGGGGUCUUUCUGUGUGGAGUUUGCAUGUUUUCCCCAGGCUUACGUGGGUUUUCUUCGGGUACUCCGGCUUCCUCCCACAGUCUAAAAACAUGCAUUAUAGGUUGAUUGAUCAUUCUAAAUUGCCCGUAGGUGUGAAUAUGCGUGUGUGGUUAUAUGUCUGUAUACGUGGCCCUCUGAUAGACUAACAACCUGUCCAGGGUGGACCCCUGCCUCCCGCUUCUAAUAAUUAAAUAGGUAUAGAAAAUGGAUGGAUGGAUGGAUGUUUCCACCAAGCAAAGAACGUCCAAUUAUCAGAUUGUUGUAAUCUAAAACAAAUGGCUACAUUUUAAUAUUGUAAUCCCUCCGUCUUUCUGAAUGUUUGAAUUUGCAAAUUAUCUAAAAUGUUUUUUUUUUCUUAAUCCAAUAAUCCAAACUUCCAUUACUCUCAUGUACAUAUUGAUAAAUUAAGCCAUUGUGCUACCUUUACCGUGCUGACUGCAGCGUUCUCUGCCAGGGUUCAAGUACAUUUUAUAAUUGUUCAUUGUAAAAUAUAGUAAAUACAACGACAUUUUCAGUUAUGAUGCAGGGUAUUUUCUGUGUCGGAUUUGGUGAUGUAAUAUCUUUAAAUCUGAAAGAUUUAAAUGGUUCACCAUUUCAGUGAUGAGGUUUAAAAAUGCAGUACAGACCAAAUGGAUUGUGAAAGAAUUAUCACGGUUUUAAAAAUGUUGAACCAAAUCAUAUGGAGGACAUUUAAAUGAAGGAUACUUGGGUUUGGUAUGAACGUUUUUUUAAAUACAGUACAAAUGCGCUGUACGAAUGAAACGUGGGAGUAAUUUAUUUUAAUCUUUGACAGACAAGCAGAAGUUGUCUUAAAGAGAAAAAUUAAGUUAAAAAAAAAUCAGAGACGUGUCGUGUCUGUUUCCUGGAACUUUUCUCUAUUAUAAUAAAAGGUCAGUAAUUUGCAUCUGAAUCAACUCAUGUAAGUUUGAUUCAGUAGUUGCUUUUUUUUUAAAUAAUGGUUUCAAUAAAAAUAAAAACAGGAUUGUGUCAUUCUCUGUGACUCCCAAAA
Molecule: messenger RNA, 4360 nt
Organism: Cololabis saira (Pacific saury)
Lineage: Eukaryota; Metazoa; Chordata; Actinopteri; Beloniformes; Belonidae
Gene: sec22c
Product: SEC22 homolog C, vesicle trafficking protein
Exons: 7
Coding region: 317-1231 (304 amino acids)
Biological process (GO): endoplasmic reticulum to Golgi vesicle-mediated transport
Source: RefSeq, a predicted model, not a curated record